This is a messenger RNA of Drosophila takahashii, 3398 nucleotides long. It is a transcript of the gene Usp16-45, whose product is annotated as ubiquitin specific protease 16/45. The record is from RefSeq and is a predicted model, not a curated record. Lineage: Eukaryota; Metazoa; Arthropoda; Insecta; Diptera; Drosophilidae. Gene Ontology annotation, biological process: protein deubiquitination. Gene Ontology annotation, molecular function: cysteine-type deubiquitinase activity; zinc ion binding.
UCUGCUAGAACAGCUGGCCGUCUGACCACAAACUCGAAUCGCAUAUUUUACGCAUAUUUAUAACCUAUACGACGGAAAAAACGGAUACAAUAGAAUAUAUAAAUUCACGUGCAACGCAUUUCGCAGCGAGUGACUACCCGAGCGCGCCCUCAAGUCGGCCAAGGCCCAGCAACUGUUCGCAAUGGUGAAGAAGCGUCAGACGGACAACCACGACCACGCGAGCUCCACGGACUCGGGGGAUGAGGAGCAUCUGCACCAGCGGAGCAACCCGCUCGUCGCCGCCGGAGAGGCGGACGGAGGAGCCACGCCCAGCGCCGCCAGCUGCCAGCACAUCAAGAAGGCGGUGGACGCCACGCGGUUGAGGCGUCUCCUGAAGUCCACGGGCCUCGUCUACGAGUGCUCGCAGUGCCAAAAGCUGGGCAAGAAGGGCGGAUCCACCGAUGGAUCUGGCGGCGAGCCCGGCGACUUUGAGUUCGACAGCACGCUGUGGCUGUGCCUCAAGUGCGGCAGCCAGCUGUGCGGUCGGGCUCAUCACAAGCACGCUUUGGAGCACUACCAGACGCCCCACUCGGAUUCGCAUGCUCUGGCCAUGAACACGCGCACCUUCGACAUCUGGUGCUACGCCUGCGACACCAAGAUCGGCUCCAAUCUGCGCAAGAACCUGCUGGAGUGCGUGGAGCUGGUCAAGCGACUGGCCCAGAUGCCGCCCACCAUCAGCAACAUCGAACAGAAGAUCAAGUCUACGCUGGAGCACCUCACGCCCAUGGUGCCCAUAACAGGGGGAUCUAUAAGCGACGGGGGAGGCGGCGGAGGUCGGCAGGUGGCCAUUCCGAUGCCACCACCACCGCCGCAAAACUCAGGUGUGCCGGGAAUGGCCAAGAGGAUUACCAACCAGCCGGUGGAGCGGCGACUGCUGACCCUCGAGAUGCCGCGCAACGAACUGGAGCGACUGCCCAGGGUGCGGGGAUUGACCAACCUGGGCAACACUUGCUUCUUCAACGCGGUGAUGCAGUGCCUCGCCCAGACGCCAUUCCUACUCAGUGUGCUGAGGGAGCUGUCGGAGCCAGGAGAAGAAUUCGUUCUACCCGGCGGCACCUUUAAACUAAAAGACAAAGGCGACAUUGAGCUGCCCAUGAUCAAGGGCAGCCUCUCCUCUUGGGGCGGACUCACUGCCGCCUUGGCCAAUGCCCUCGAGGAGCUUCAGGCGGGCGGCAGCGUCUUUACGCCCAGCCGACUCUUCGACAAGUUGUGCCUGAAGUGUCCGCAGUUCACGGGCGGCGAUCAGCACGAUGCGCACGAGCUUCUGCGCCAGCUGCUGGAGAGCGUGCGGAACGAGGAUCUAAAGCGCUACCAGCGCGUGAUCCUGCAGAGCCUGGGCUACAAGGACCAGGACAUCAACAGCGUGUCCGAGGAGAUGCGGCAGAAGUGCAAGAUCUACGGCAAUCAGGCCGGCGACCGCAUCUUGCGCCCGGAGCAGGUCUUCCGCGGCUUCCUCGUGUCCACGCUGACGUGUCAGGACUGCCACAGCGUCUCCUCGCGGCACGAGUACUUCCUGGACAUGUCGCUGCCCGUGGCGGUGGAGAAGCCCCAGCCGCCUCAGCGCCGAAAACCGAGCCCGGAGCUUUCUCUCGUGGCAGCUAGCAGCUCGACCACCAGUCAGCCGGCGAUUAACACCAAGUUUUCGGAUGGUAGCGUCAACUUUACUGCCGCACCCUCGUCCUCCUUCUUCCUGCACGCCGAUCAGGAGGGAUCGCUGGGCCCCUCCAAGUCGCAGGUGAAGAAGGAGAAGGAGCGCGAGCGCAAGGCCAAGCGGGCGGCCAAACACCAGCGCCACAAGCAGGCCCAGAAGUUGAACUUAAAGCUGAACGGGAAUGAGAGCGGAAAUGGUUUGGCUGACAACGGAGAGCCAAACGCUUUGUCGGCCAGUGGAGCCCAGGGAGCCGGCGAUGGCCAGCCCAAUGAGGGGUCCGAACAGCCCAAGGACCAAGCCGAGGACACCACCUCGUCCAGCGUGACUACCUCGGAGCAGUCCGAUGCCGAUGUAGAGGACAAUCUGGUGGAGGACACAGCCAGCGGGAAGGCGACCAAGGAGUCGACAGCUCAGCCCAAGUUCUUCACCGACAGCAACGGCAAUGCCCAGCCGUUGGGUGAAAAGCGCGACGACACGCCGGAGCACAUGGACAAGGAUUCGCUCGAGGAGGAGGAGAAUGACUCCGGCAUUGCCAACAGUCCCGCACCCACUGCAACCAAUAUGAUAGCCAACAACAAUACGGGAUCCGGAACCGGAUCGUCUGGAUCUUCGGCUGCUCCAGAAGAAACCUCUGCCCCAGCGAGCCUGGUGAGUGCAGGCCUCUCCGAGAAGGGCGCCUCGCUGAUCCGCCAGAUCUCUGUGGGCGCCGAGCAGGCCAAUGGAACCAAUGGAGCAGCAGCAGCAGCAGAGGAAGGAGAGCCUUCGAAAAUCCAAACCCAAGCCGAGGUUCAGGCCCAAGCCUUGGCUCAAGCCCAAGCCCAAGCCCGCGCGAAGCGUGUGCGCACGCAGAGCUACUCGGAUUGGAGCACCACAAUCGCACCGCGCUACCAGUGCGAAGAUGGCGAGUGCUCCGUGCAGUCCUGCAUGAACAACUUCACCGGCGUCGAGCUGAUGACGGGCCAGAACAAGGUGGGUUGCGACAGCUGCACGUUCCGCAUCAACGGCAGCGAUCCGAAGGCCAAGUCGGUGAACACCAAUGCCACCAAGCAGCUGCUGGUCUCCAGCCCGCCGGCGGUGCUCAUCCUGCACCUGAAGCGCUUCCAGCUGGGACCGCGCUGCAUCUUCCGCAAGCUGACACGCCCCGUCAGCUAUCCGAAUUUGCUGGACAUUGCCGCCUUUUGCGGAUCCAAGGUCAAGAAUUUGCCGAACAUCGAUCGCAAGCAGAAGAAGCUGCUGUACGCUCUCUAUGGCGUGGUGGAGCACUCCGGCGGAAUGUACGGCGGCCACUACACGGCGUACGUGAAGGUGCGGCCCAAGGUGACGCCGGAGGACAAGAGGUGGCAGUUCCUGCCGCACGGCAGCAAGGCGGAGCUCGAUCAGGACGACGACCAACUGAAGAAACUGGAGGAGCUGCUGGCGAAGGAGAAGGCGCGAGAUUUGCACUUGCGGGCGAUGGACGACAGCGAUGACUUUACCAACUCCAGCAGCAACUCGUCCACCUCCGACGAGGUGGAUGCCCCGCCCACGCCGCUGGAGGAGCAGCCGUCGUCGCCGCAGGAGGAGGCCGCUCAUGUGCAGGCGCCGCCCGGCAAAUGGUACUACGUGUCCGAUUCGCGCGUCCAGGAAGUCAGCGAGGACACGGCGCUGAAGGCCCAGGCCUAUCUGCUCUUCUACGAGCGCAUUUACUAAAAGAGGGGACUUGAAAAGA